UUAAGUUCCACCUCCUUGCUUCCUGGUCCUGAAGCGUACGCGCGUCGAGUGCAAGCCAGGCGGACCCGCAUUCCCUUCUCUGCGACAGGAUGGUUAACCACGAGCAGGACUCUCUGCCGAGUGUUCUGCACGGCGACCCUUCAAGCACUGUCUUGGUCGCGACCACGCUUGCCACCCUGCUCCUAGCAGGUGGGGCGUAUAUAUGCCGCUCGGGCAGCAAACGCCUCGGGCUCUCUUCUCAGCUCUCAUCGGUGGCAGAUUCACAUGGUGCCCAGCAUCCUCUGGGGGUCGGUGGACCUGGCGACAACAAGCAGUCCAAAGUGGCGCGUUCCAAGGAACGGCGACGGCGAGGCAAAGAUCCAAUGAAGGAGAUCUUGAAGAACGGCAAGAAGUUGAAGAUGCUCACCGUUGUCUCGAGAGAACAAGAGCGCGACGAGAAUACUGCUUCCUGUCAUCUCACCCAGUUGCCGCAUGUUCCUGAAUCGCCCACCGCAUCGUCUUCUUCUAAACGCUCAGCCUCGACGUCCUCCCGCUCUGUGGCAUCGUCAACUACAUCCCACAACAUCGACGAUGACUCGCCAGCCAUAUUCGCUUCGGACGACAGAAAGCAUGAUGGACGUGGAGAACGAAUGAGCGACUCGCAGUUUGACACCGGGAAUACACCAGGCGACUUCUCGGACUGUGAGCCCUCGGGAUCGAGUGGGGCCGGUGUCUUGGCGUCCCCUGCCCAGCGUAAGACAUCAUCAAAUUCAACGAUUCAGCCGGCGUCUUCCUCGUCGGGUUGGGAAUGGGACGGGCACGGGCAUGGGCACGGCGCAUCCUCCAACUCCGCAUGCACGUUCAACCCUUCACCAGCAUCACCACCGCGUUUGGGGUCCCAGUCUGAGGAGGGACCCAUGCGCGCAUCCGUUUCGCUUCCGACAGUCGCUGGAUCCGCAACGGUAUUGCCGCCGCCACUAUUUCAUUCGUCAUCUGCACCACUUGUCGAGCCGCUUUCGGCGUUUGAGGCUAGCCGAACGCUCGGAAGUCCCCGUCACACAUCUUCGCCGCGGCGAAGUCCCACUCCGGCCGGGACGCCGCCGCCAUCACUGAACGUGCAGACUCAACUUGCAUCUAUGCGCGGUGCUCUGGAGGCCGCACGAUUGCGAGAAGAGAAGGCGAGGUCGGAGCUAGAGCGAUACUCGAAGGAUAUGGAGAUCAUGCGCUGGGAAAAUAACGCAUGGCGCCGUCGAGAAGCGGAGAUGCAAGCCCAGAUCAGCCACAUGAUGCAUCAAUUACAAGGCUACGCUGCGAUGUUUGCCGCUCCGGGACAGGCACCACACACCUCGUCAACCCCAGCUAGUCCCCCGCUGCCGGCAGCCAGUGGCUAUCCAAUGCCGUUUCCCCCGGCGAUGUAUCCCUUUUACCCGUAUCCCCAUCCGCACCAGCACCAGCCUCAGCCGGGCUCGCUUCCCAAUGCUCAGCAGCAGCAGAUGUUCUCGAUGUCCUUCCCCCGGCCUGCGUCGUCCGUGUCUGGGUCGUCCGGCGGAUCAUCCGGGUCGGGAUCUGGCUCACCGGACCUGGUUGGAUCUCCGGCAUCAUUCUCUCGCGGCCGGCGGCGAACACGCACGCAGACUGCUGAUGCGCGACUGGGCGGAGGAGAAGAAGGUGGGGUUGAUGGUGAUCAUCUUGAGACCGACGAGAUGGUCCUUGGCGAGAUGGACGAUGACGGACACGAGGAGGAGGACAGUGGCUUCAGCGAGAUGCUGGCUGAUGCCAUACUGAAGCGGCCGGAGAGCAUCCGGAUGCCGCUGAAGAAGAGAAAAUCCAAGGAGAUACCCACGGAAUUCACGUUCCCGUCUAUUUCUGACCUUGGCUACCGCGAGCCGCCUCGGGAAAAAGUUCGGGAGGACGCCCCGCGCCAAGAACGAUAGCGAGAAGAAACCCACCCACCCACACGCAAUGCAACGCAACGCAGAACUGACCAGGACGAAUCGAAGCAUGCCUUCAUGCCACUGAUGAUCUCUCCCUUCUCACUCUCAUUUCUAAUCUAAAUAUUCGUAUUACCAUUCAUAUCCUUUGUCAGCUGCAGAUACCUGGACGUAAUUACAACCAAAUGGAACGCUCGAAUCCGUUUUCGGCGUUGGAGCGUGUGGCAGGCAGCAUUAUUGAGAGCGAUGGCUAAUUCAUUGACGCGGCUAUGCUUACCAGGCACGUCGCCCUCGUCCAUUUACGGAAAAUCCUCGCCGCGGCUAUUUCUCUCCGUGUCUGGUUCACGAAGGAAGUAAAAUAAGGUGGAUCCAGACUGCAGCCGAGAGUCACGUAUUGUUAGAGCUAAUCAUCUUUGCCGCUACCGUUGACUCUGAGUAACUCUUGCGGUAGGUAGUGUGAGAGCGCAGACGCCCCAAAUACGGAUUUCUAGUGCUGUUUUAUAACUGGGUUUUCAAUUUAGCACAUAGGACGCCGACCAAGUAGACUUUUCUAUCCCAAGUAACCGAAAUGCAGCUCGCAGAAGCACGAGUGCGCGAGCGCACACACGGACCCGAGAAUCUCGCUGCAGUCCGGGCACCGGGAGAGUGGUCGUCGGCCGGGCCAGGUCGUAGGCUGGAUCGGGGCAUAAUGUGCCGAGCGCUCGUCGCUUUUCGGUUCGCCGGCCCUUGCAGAUCUGGCUGUGGGAAGCGUGAUCAGCGGGUGCCGGAGGUCGUCUGCUUUCGUGUAGUCCGGGAUCACUGGUUCCAUAGCUGGAAGAACCCAGGGGUCGCCGAUUCGCGGGUUGACUCUCGCUGAUGGAAUGUGGAUGCGUGGAAAACGCCGAGCAGCAGUCGCUGUCGGUUAUUGACUGAAGUCCUGCGCCUCUCCUGUUGCAGUUUUUCUUUCGGUUUCUCCAUCAGACCCAUGAGCCGAGGCUUGAUGUUCUCCCAUUACUUAUGUUGAUCCCCGGUCUUGAGAAAAGCGGUAUCGUUUCGUUGCGCAUACCCCUGAACAUCGAACAAUAACUACGUAAA
Mycena citricolor is the source of this 2984-nucleotide messenger RNA. The record is from the annotation of a GenBank genome assembly. Lineage: Eukaryota; Fungi; Basidiomycota; Agaricomycetes; Agaricales; Mycenaceae.